AUGAAGAAGAUGGAAAUCAUCAGGAUCAGAGCCAACUCUAUAAAUGCCUCAAAGAGAUAUCGUAGUAAUAGGAAUAGACUUCAGACUAUGCGGAAGGACUCAUUAAAUAAUACCGAAAAGAGCUCUGAGAUAAUUCCUAACUUUGGCCCAAGAUUUUUACAGAACAUGUAUAAUGCUGAUGCUGCCAAAGAUGAUAGUGAUGACUAUCCGUUUUCAAAGUACAGCACUAACAGAUAUGAGCAAGUGGUAAGACCUCAGGACAACAUAAGUGAAAGAAAUUUGGUCAGAAGAGUUAUUUUGAAAAAUACUUCACUAGAGAAUUCAACCAAUGAGAAGCUUACUGUCGGUAGCUCUUUGUACCAGAACAAGGAGAUAGCUGAGGAUAAUCCAACGAUCAGACUUCACAAGAUGAUUCUGUGUAAAUAAACUUGAAUCUAAAUAAAAAAUCAGAGAAAAUGGAAAAACUUGAACCAUAUUUUAAAUAGAGUAAGAACUCUAAUAUUUCUUAAUUAUCUCUAAAGACACCUUUUAUGGAGCCUUGAAAAUCCAAGGAUUGUCGGCCACAGUCAACACUUCCAGAGAACUCAUUCUUAAGAGAAAUGAGAGAGAAUGGGAGUCAAGAAAUGCCCUCAAUCAAGGAGAGACUCAAGCCAUCAACAUCUCAAAAUAAUCACCAAAGAUAUGUCAGAAGUUAUGUAGAUGGCAAAUUUAGCUUCAAAAGACAAAACUUGUUAAAGACCAAAGGACUGCUCCAGAAAUUGAAGAUUUCCCAUAUUGACCCAUCGAAGAUACAACCCGUAAGGUCUGAUUUGAGUAGAGAGAACACUUGUAGAACAGUUAGAAGAACUAUAAGCCAAAAUCGAGAUAUAAAAUCCCCAUAUGCUGAAAUUCGAACAAAAAUACUUUUACCAAAAUAGUUCAAACAAGAUUACACUUAAAUCCUCAACUAAAGGUUUCAAGAACUCUUUUUGAGAUAUUUCUUCAAUAUCUCCUACACCAGACCCAAGUAGGAAGUCUCCUAGCUGCUCUCUGAGCCUAAAAUCAACUCUAAAACCCAAAAAACUGAGUAAAACCCACAAAAACUUCCCUUCAGUCACCAGGCUCCCUGAAUCCCUCAAAUUCCCCAAAGAGGUACUCCUCCCUCAUCCUACCCCUAAACCCCACUCAACGAUCCACUCUCCAAGAUCUCUGACCAAAGUAACCCAAUCUCCAACUCACCUCCAGUAGAAACCCCAAAACAAAGUUAAUUUCCAAGCCAAAUCCUAUUAGAACAAAAUGAUUCCUUCAAUUUUA
Molecule: messenger RNA, 1293 nt
Organism: Moneuplotes crassus
Lineage: Eukaryota; Ciliophora; Spirotrichea; Euplotida; Euplotidae
Source: the annotation of a GenBank genome assembly